GUGUCUGUGUGUCUGUGCGUGUGUCUGUGUGUCUGCGCGUGUGCGCGUGUCGCACGCCUCGUCCGCCCACCCAUUCACUCAGUCAGAGCGGUCCGGCCUGGCCCCGCGUGCCACAAAGCCACCGGCUCCAGCGGAGCGAGGCGGAGAGGAUUCACGCAGCGGUACAGAACAGCUGGCCCCGGCUGAACAAGACCAACAGCCGAACAAACAACAGCCGAACAAACAACAGGCGACGAACUGAAACAGCCGAAACGGCUGAACCGAACCCACGGCUGACCAACCAAACGGUCGUACGGAUGAACAUCCAAACAGCUGAACAGCCGAGCAACUGAACAGGUGAACGGCCGAACAGCUGAACAGGUGAGCAGAUGAACAGCAGAUCAACUGAACAGCUGGACAGGUGAGCAGAUGAACAGCCGAGCAACUGAACAGCUGGACAGGUGAACAGAUGAACAGCCGAGCGACUGAACAGCUGAGCAACUAAACAGGUGAACAGGGCGGUUUUCGCCGUCUCCUCAAGCUCCACGCCGAGCUGGGCCGGUGGACGGUCAGUCAGAAGGACAGUCGGACGGACGGUCAGUCAGAAGGACAGUCGGACGGACAGUCGGAAGGUCGGCCAGACAGUCGGACGGUCAGUCGGAAGGUCGGCCGGACAGUCAGACAGUCGGACAGUCGGACGGACAGUCGGAAGGUCGGUCAGUCAGAAGGACAGUCGGGCGGUCAGUCAGAAAGUCAGCCGGACAGUCGGACGGUCAGUCAGAAGGACAGCCGGACGGACGGACGGUCAGUCGGAAGGUCGGCCGGACGUUCAGCCAGACGGUUAGCCAGGUCAGUCAGAAGGUCAGUCGUACCGUCAGUCGGAAGAUCAGUCAGCAGGUCGGUCAGGUGAGUCCGACGGUCAGUCGGAAGAUCAGUCAGCAGGUCGGUCAGGUCAGUCAGAAGGUCAGUCGGAAGAUCAGUCAGCAGGUCGGUCAGGUCAGUCAGAAGGUCAGUCGGAAGAUCAGUCAGCAGGUCGGUCAGGUCAGUCAGAAGGUCAGUCGGAAGAUCAGUCAGCAGGUCGGUCAGGUGAGUCAGAAGGUCAGUCGGAAGAUCAGUCAGCAGGUCGGUCAGGUGAGUCCGACGAUCAGUCGGAGGGUCGAGCGCGCGGGUGCCAUGGACAACUUCACGGCGGAGAGGUCCGGGGAGGACUUCACCAACGUCACCUUCUUCAGCAGCGCCGUGCUGGACGACUCCACCACCAACACCACCAGCAACUACACCACCAACACCACCACCAACACCACCACCACCAUCACCAUCGACUUCCUCAACUCCUCGUCGUCCUCGUGGCUGUGGGACUCCGUCCUGGAGAACAUCACGGGCGGCGGUGGGGAGCUGGGGGCCACGCCCCCCACCGCGUCACCCUCGUCCGGUAGCAGCGACGGCAGCGGCGGCGGAGGAGCAGGAGCAGGAGGAGCAGGAGGAGGAGGAGGGUUGUCCACCAUCGCCGCCGCCACCGCCACCACGGGCCCCACCGUGUCGCCCAUCUGGGACUCGCCGCUCAACCCCAUCAUCAGCGUGUACGUGGCCGUGGUGCUGGCCUUCACCAUGCUGGGCAUGGGCUGCACGGUGGAGCUCGGCCAGUUGGGCCACCACCUCCGGAGGCCCGCGGGCGUCCUGAUCGCGGCCCUGGCGCAGUUUGUGGUGAUGCCCUUCGUGGCGUUCGCCAUGGCCAACGCCUUCGCGCUGGGCGAGGCGGCCGCGGUGGCGGUGUUGGUGUGCGGCUGCUGCCCCGGCGGGACGCUGUCCAACAUCAUGUCGCUGUUCAUCGACGGAGACAUGAACCUCAGCAUCAUCAUGACGGCCUCAUCUGCCCUGCUGGCGCUGCCGCUGAUGCCGCUGUGCCUCUGGGUCUACAGCCGCCACUGGCUCGACACGCCCGUCGUGCAGAUGCUGCCCUUCGGCGCCAUCGCACUCACGCUGUGCGGCACGCUCGUGCCGCUCGCCGCCGGAGCCGUGCUGCGCCAUCGGGCACCUGGCGCCGCAGACGUCAUCCUCAAGGUGUCCGUGUGGCUGCUGCUGCCCAUCCUCGGCGUCCUCUUCAUCCUCACCGGCUCCCUGCUGGGCCCCGACCUCAUGGGCCAGCUGCCCGCCACCGUCUACCUCGUCGCCGUCCUCAUGCCGCUCGUCGGCUACGGCGUCGGCUUCGGCCUCGCCAGGCUCUGCCGCCUGCCGCCCUCGCUGUGCCGCACCAUCUCGAUGGAGACGGGCUGCCAGAACGUCCAGCUGUGCACCGCCAUCCUCAAGCUGACCUUCCACCCGGAGGCGAUCGGCGCCAUCUUCCUCUUCCCGCUCCUCUACGCCCUCUUCCAGGCGGCCGAGGCCGGCCUCUUCAUUGUGGCGUACCGCGUGCGGAGGGCCCGGCAGCGGGCCGCGGGAGGCCGGGCCGCUGGCGACGGCGGCGAUGACGACGACGACGACGAGGGAGGUUCGGACAUCACGUACCGGAAGCUCAAGGAGGACGACGGGGGGAUGCCGAGGGAGGCCACCUACGGAUCGGUGGACGCCAAGGAGAGGCCCGCGGAUUCCGCGGGCGACGCGGGCGGCGAUGCUGUGAGGUCUACGUACGUGUGAGUGGAUGAGCGAGUGGGCGAGCGGGUGGGUGGGCGAGCGGGCGGGCGAGCGGGUGGGCGAGCAAGUGAGCGGUAAGCGGUGAGCACUACGUAACCCCCGGUGGGCGACCCGAGUUCGAUUCCCGCCCACGGCCACCACCACCACCACUGGUGACCAUUAUCUGAACCAGUCCUGGGCCUCCCCUCUAGGUCGACUCGGCCACAAAAUUAGUACACCUGG
Petromyzon marinus (sea lamprey) is the source of this 2832-nucleotide messenger RNA. RefSeq names its product solute carrier family 10 member 4 (gene SLC10A4). The record is from RefSeq and is a predicted model, not a curated record. Gene Ontology annotation, cellular component: membrane. Gene Ontology annotation, molecular function: bile acid:sodium symporter activity. NCBI's taxonomy places the organism in Eukaryota, Metazoa, Chordata, Hyperoartia, Petromyzontiformes, Petromyzontidae. Gene Ontology annotation, biological process: bile acid and bile salt transport.